AUUUUAGGCGCACGCGGAAGUGGACAUUCGAGCGAUUUCCUUUUCCUAAAAUUUCAAAACUUAACAAAAGUUUUCAAUAAAUUAGUGCUCUGUGAUUGUUUAUUACAGUUUUUCAUAUUAUUUUUCUGGUGUCUUGAGUUAUUGUGAUCAAAAAUGGAAGUGACCGAUCUAAACGAUUUGCUUAAUGUACGAUCUAUCAAAAUGGAACAAGGAGAUUCAGCAUUUGAUGAGAAUACAGUCGAAAGUUCUGAUCCUCUAUCUAUAAUACCUCAGUACGUCACUGAAUCAGACCUAGGUCUAAUGCAAGCUGGUGGGGAGAUACUGCAGACUCCCCUAGCGGUUUUCUCUGAUACUCCUGACGAAGAUGACACUAUGCAGAGUACGGAGAGCAGUGACGAGGUGAUAGUCCAGUUGAUGGACAUCAGAACUAAUUUAUCUCGUCUCCGAGCCAUGUUAGAACGGAGACUGGGAUGUGAUCUCUCUGAUUACACGUUUUGGCUGCAAAAUGCUAAAAUGUUGGAGAACCACAAGACCUUAGUUGAGCAGUGUAUUAGAGGAGAAGGUGUUGUACAAGUGAACAUUCAGAUCAGAUCUGCUGAGAGGAAGAUAAAUAUCCUGGAUGUGUUGAAACCUGACGAGGAGCUGGUCCAGUUGCCAAACCAGAUGGAUGAUGAUUUAUUGGAAUUCGAAGAGCCCUUGGCUGCUUCCAGUCGAACUGAAGAAGUAUCAGAACCUGUGUCACAUGCUGCGGCGGUCAAGUGGGUAGUGGAUGCACAGUUUAAAAGUGAACACCGGGUUCGAGUGCCGGACGACCCUGCUGAAUGGUCGGUUCAGCAUGUGAAACUAUGGAUUCAGUGGGCCGUCCGCCAAUUCAAUCUGAUUGGUAUCAAACUGUCUGACUGGAAUAUAUCCGGCGAAGAGUUGUGCGCUAUCAACAAUGUAGAAUUCAAAGAAAAAGUACCAUCGGACCCGGGGGAUAUAUUUUGGACACAUUUUGAAUUGCUGAGGAAAUGUAAAUUUAUUGCUGUGAUUCAAAAUGAUGAGCAGACGGUGAAAGAUCCUCUAGAAGUUCCACAAUCUGCUAUAAAGAAGAAACCAAAACAGGUGGUGAUCAGACCAUCAGAGGACGACUGGUCAUCAUACGUGACGUCUCGAAACGGCAAUAACGGUCAGAUCCAGUUGUGGCAGUUCUUGUUAGAAUUACUAACUAGCGCGGAGUACUAUGAUGUCAUCAGAUGGCAUGGUACUGAAGGUGAGUUUAAGUUGUUGGAGCCUGAGAGAGUGGCCACGCUAUGGGGCGCUAGGAAACACAAGCCGGCUAUGAAUUAUGAGAAAUUGUCGCGAGCUCUAAGAUACUAUUACGACGGUGAUAUGAUCGCUAAAGUUUCAGGGAAGAGAUUUGUAUAUAAGUUCGUCUGCGAUCUCCGUCAAUUACUUGGCUACGGCGCGGGGGAGCUGGCAGAGUUAGUUAAGGAAGUUCACGACACGGAAAUGCAAAAUGGUAAUCCAAACUUUACGGACAAAUACAGAAUGUAUGACUUAGAAGAGACCAGUUUACACACAGAUAGAAAGUAGUACAUAUUUUUUAUGGUUUACGGUUUUAAUGAGCUCUAUUCUACCAAACAAGUCUUCUCAUUUGACAAUGGAGGUAGUUGUGGAAAAAAAAUAGAUUAUAUUGUAUUGUGAUCAAGAUUGAGUGUGAACCAAAUAUCAGAUCGAUCUGUCGUCAAGAAGGGGGUGAAAUUCCAAUUAUUAAAUUUAAUUCAAAUAAAUAAACGGGGCAAGCUAAAUGAAACCGUUUAAGAAUAUAAUAAUGCUGAAAGAACACCAGUUUUAGUACUGAAGUAUAUUAGUGUGGGAGAGCCAUGCUUCGGCACGAAUGGAUCGGCUCGACCGAGUGAUACCACGACCGAGCAGAAAACCGUCGUGAAACAACGCUUGCGUUGUGUUUCGUCGUGUGAGUGAGGUUACCAGAUGCCCAAUACCCCCUCUCCUCAAUCUUCUCAAUGCCUAAUUUGUUUAAAUCCUCAAGUUUUUAACCCUCAAAAUACCGGCUACGGACUUGGAACUCCGUAAGUGUUGCGGGUUUCAAUGGACGGCGCUGAUUACUUACCAUCAGGUAAUGUAAUCCGUCUGUUCGUUACUGCUUCGGUAUGCGUUACCCAGGCCAGAUGUUGUCUUCUGUAAUUCUUGCUAACGUAACGCACACGCUGCUUCGUCCAUGUCCUCGGAUAAAAAGUAGCCUAUGUGUUAUUUCGGACCAUAAUCUACUCCUGUGCCAAAUUUAAUCCCGAUCCCUUCAUCCGUUAUGAUGUGAUUGAGUAAUAUACAAACACACAAAUAUAAACUUCCACAUUCAAAGUCAAAGUCAAAAUCAAAGCAUUUAUUUCAAUUAAUCCUUAAUUAUGCGCUUUUGAAACGAAUUUAUAACAUUAGCAAGAUAAAAUGGACAAACGUAUACGAACAAACAUAUUUAUAUUUCAUUCUGUUCAUUUGUCUAUAUGACCUGGACUUGGUUCGAGUCCUGAUUUUGGCACUCAUGAUUAUGAACAAAUUCAACAUAAUAUAAUAUAAUAUCACACCUGGUAUCCUCGAAGGGGUAGGCAGAGGUGCACACAGAAGUAACACCCACUUUUCACUACUUAUGUUAUGAGUCCUUUAUACAGUUAUAAUAGGGGGUAAGUCUAUUGCCAUAUACCGGGCACAAUUCCAGACACCAUGCUACUGCUGAGAUUUUGUUUAAAACCGAGUAAU
Spodoptera litura is the source of this 2754-nucleotide messenger RNA. It is a transcript of the gene Ets97D, whose product is annotated as DNA-binding protein Ets97D. The record is from RefSeq and is a predicted model, not a curated record. Gene Ontology annotation, cellular component: nucleus. Gene Ontology annotation, molecular function: DNA-binding transcription factor activity, RNA polymerase II-specific; sequence-specific DNA binding. Lineage: Eukaryota; Metazoa; Arthropoda; Insecta; Lepidoptera; Noctuidae. Gene Ontology annotation, biological process: cell differentiation; regulation of transcription by RNA polymerase II.